AUGCAUGACGCGGGGGACCCAAGCCGCAGCUCUGCCACCAGCAACGGCCUGUCACUUGCAGCUCCCCAACAACAGCAAUUACCUGCACCUGCGUCUGACGGUAUCAAUAUAAAUGGGUGGCAUGCAAACACGCAUACAAACAGGCCAAAUGUUGGCUUUGGAGAUCCUACGCUAAGCCCAGGCCAGCUUGAGAGGGACGGUAUUUCGUUAUUUAACUUGACCAAUGAGACAGACGCUUCGUCCCGAUGGCAGCGAGAAAUACCUUGGUUCUCACAGAAUGCAUUUCUCUCCCCCGAACUGCCUAUAUCGCCAGAGCUCGAAGACCCUAUGCAAGGAGGCGGCUUCACGGGAGCUUCUGAGGAUCUCAACUUCGAUCUCCUAGGCUCACUUGGGAUCUUGACUCAGAAUCGGAUUACUCCGGGCCAGGCCUCUCAACAGGGUGGAUUUUCAACCAUGCUGAAUACUCCUGUCUCAUCUGACGGUCACUACCCAAGAACAACAUCUAUUACAAAUCACCAGAGCAAUCAGAACUCUCCACUUGAUGUCGAGACCGAUACCGAACAAGGCAAGACUCUUCAUGGUGCCGUCAAAGCUGCGCGUGGUACGGAGUUGCCAAAUACGGCUGCCCCACGUCAGCCAUAUGGCAUCAGUCGAAAUCUACAGUCAUGUCCUUUUCACAGACUCCACAAAGACGAUGAUCUCAUUAAAAUGGUCAGCAACUACCCCAGUGUCAUGUUACAACCUGGAGUAUAUCCACCAUUUGUACAUCACAAGCUUUACCGAUGUUCUGCCGGGGAUGUCGCAGAGCCGCUUGCUAAAGCGUUCUGCUGUGUCGGGGCUUUCUACGCAUCUGUUCCUGUCAGUGAGACAUUUGUUUACUCGCUUAUAAACGAAGAGACCAACAAGCUUGUCAAAGGAUUUCAUCAAUUACCCGGUUCUGAUGCUGACAUGCUUGCGGUGGUCCACGCCAUGUGUAUCUAUCAGAUCUUAGGCUUCUUUGUGAGCGUAAAUCCAGAACAGACGCGCGCAGCUGAGUCACAGCAGAUGUUCUUCCUCAAGAUGACCAGACGUCUCGCCAAACAAUAUCUUCAAACCUCAACAGCUGAGGACAGUGAAGAGAGCAACUGGCGCAAAUGGCUCAUGGACGAGACAAUACGAAGAACUGUUUUCCUUGUCAAUGCCAUAAAUACCCUUUCCUGUCGUGUUCAGAAGCAGGAUCCAAACUACUUUGAGCCUCUGGACAACGGCCUCAUUCACAACUUGACUCUCCCAGCACCUGAGGCUGUCUGGAAAGCCUCGUCAGCAGAGGAAUGGACUCUCGCCAGGUCUCAACUUACCGCUGACGACUUUGCACGGACAAAGGUUAGUGUCCGCCGGGCUGUUGAUCAGAUAAAGAGUAUUGGAAGGUCUGGAGAUCGAGGCACUCUUGUUAGCCCGCUCCAAUUUGAUAUGUUUGAUGACUUCACAAAGCUAGUCAUUGCUACAGCAGAUGUCCAGUGA
Molecule: messenger RNA, 1500 nt
Organism: Fusarium musae
Lineage: Eukaryota; Fungi; Ascomycota; Sordariomycetes; Hypocreales; Nectriaceae
Exons: 3
Coding region: 1-1500 (499 amino acids)
Source: RefSeq, a predicted model, not a curated record